This is a messenger RNA of Trichogramma pretiosum, 2588 nucleotides long. Its product is annotated as organic cation transporter protein. Gene Ontology annotation, cellular component: membrane. The record is from RefSeq and is a predicted model, not a curated record. Gene Ontology annotation, biological process: transmembrane transport. The transcript has 7 exons. The coding region runs from base 463 to 2295 and encodes 610 amino acids. Gene Ontology annotation, molecular function: transmembrane transporter activity. Lineage: Eukaryota; Metazoa; Arthropoda; Insecta; Hymenoptera; Trichogrammatidae.
GCGAGAAGUAACGGCUCUAGUAUACAAUGAUUUUUCGGGAGUUUAUUAUAUGUUCACGCAAUUUGACGUAUAUCGUUGAUCUAGUUCGGUAUAUUCGUCCGUGUAUGGAUGUGCUGUAAUCUGUGCCAGUUCUCUCUCUUUCUGAAUCAUCGUGUUAAAUCACAGUCGUGAAAAAUGAUUGUUUGACACACAUUUUUUUUUCUCCGCCUCUAUCGUCUUUACUGCUACACCGUGAUCUAAAUCUGACGAUAGGCGCCUUUUACACGCGGUCGAAUGUCGUUCGCCUCGUGUCCAUGUGGGGUCCCACGACGAAGCGCGUGGGCCAUUCUCGAGUCACGACCACGACGAUGAUUGUUACCGAACGAGGCACGAGAAGAAGGAGAAAAAAAAUUUCCCCCGCGUAAGAAUAUAUAUAGAUACGAGUGUCACCAGUAGUAGUACCACCUGAGUCGCGACGCCACGAUGGACGAGGGUAGCAAAAAUCAGCAGCAGCAUCGGGUGGCGAUCGCCGACAACGCCAACAAACUGGAGACCCAAAAGCAGGAAGAUGAGGAGGAGGACGAGGAGGAGGAGGAUCCAUUGACGAAGGCCCUGGACAAGCUCGGCGAGGGCUCGGGCUUCCUCUGGAUGAUAUUCUUCUUCACGAUGCUGCCGCCGAUUUUCGCCGGUAUGCACUCCAACACGUACAUCUUCAUGGCCGAGGUACCGCGUCACUGGUGCGAGGUCGGCGAGCUGCGGGCCGCCAACUGGACCACUGAGCAGAUCCAGCGGAUCUCCGUGGUGGACGAGUGCCGCGUGCGCGACUACGAUUAUCGGGUCUUGGCCGGGAUGGGCUUCGAGGAAUCGCUCGUCUACGCCCGCGAGCACGAGGCCGAGACGCCGAUACGCGACUGCAGCGUUGGGAAAGACGAGGGCUAUUACUACGAGCCCGGCAGCACCCAGAGAUACUCCAUGGUCCAGGAGUGGGACCUGGUGUGCGGCGACAGUCCCAAGCGCGCCACCACCCACAUGGCCCUGUCCCUCGGCAAGCUCCUCGGCGCCGGCGUCCUCGGGGUCAGCUCCGAUCGCUACGGUCGCCGGGCCAUCUACGUCCUCGGCAUCCUCCUCUUCGUGCUGUUCGCCCCCGUGUCGGCCUACGUGCCCUGGUACUGGGCCUUCAUCGCGCUGCGCCUCCUCACCGGCAUCAGCUUCUCCGCCGUGCAGUACUCGGCUCUCACCACGCUGACGGAGGCAGCGGGUAACACGCACAGACAGUGGAUGGGCAUAGCGUUCAAUUGCGGCUUCGCCAGCGGGCCGAUCUUCGUCGCCGGGAUAUCUUACUUGGCCACGAGCUGGAGACAGAUACAGGCGGCCACCUCCUUGCCGGGCCUGCUGCUGCUACUAUUCAUGUGGUUCAUGCCGGAAUCGCCGAGAUGGCUGUUGUCGCAGGGCAGACGGAAAGAGGCCCGGGCGGUCCUGGAGAGGUUUCACGGGCCGAUCGACGAGCCAUCCGAGGCCAGCAGCCGGGCCAAGAGAAAGAAGCAGCUACAGCAGCAGCAGAGUCGAGGCGAGGCGAUGACCGUCGUCGACGAGAAAGUCGAAAGCCCAGCGGGCAAAUCCGGUCCGCUGAACGAGCAGAUCAAGGGCCUGAAGACGAUCUUCAGUAACGGCGAGCUCGCCAAGCGCGCCUGCAUAUCCUACUUCUCCUGGAUGACGGCCUCGCUCACUUACUACGCCCUCGCCCUGAACGUGGACAACUUCGCGGUGGACUACUAUCUGUACGCGGUGCUGCUCGGCGUCACCGAGAUCCCGGCCUACCUCGUGCCAAGUCCCAUCCUCCUGUUCUUCGGCCGCAAGCAGGCCUCGUCGGCGCUCUACGGGGUCUGCGGCGCCCUCCUGCUGCUACUGCUCGGGGUGGCGCGCACCGAAACGGCCCUCGUCGUCACGGCCAGCCUCGUCGCCCGCUUCAGCCUGUCGGCGGCCUACGGCAUCUUCAUCCUCUACACGUCCGAGUUCUUCCCGACGAUAUCGCGCAACUCGGCCCUGGGCACCUCGUCGGCCCUGGCGCACGUCGGCAGCAUCGUGGCGCCCUUCCUCGUGGACGGCCUCGGGCGCUGGGCCUGGUGGGGCCCGAGCACGUUCUGCGGCACGCUGGCGCUGCUCGCCGCGGCGGCCUGCCUGGCCCUGCCCGAGACCCGCGGCCGACCCCUGGCCGACAGCGUCGAGGAGGAGAUCGCCCCGGGCCGGGGCAGGGUGUCGUUCGGCGGUGGCUCCUCCUGCUUCGGACUGGCGAGGAUAUUCGGAAAGAAGAAGUGAUCAUUGUGUAUAAACGAGCCGCGAUGAUUUCCCGUCGCGUAGUCCAGUAUUCAACGUUAGGAAAAUGACGAUAAAGGCGAAGAUGUAUAGCGGUGUUACGAAGCGUUGCAAUAUUUUUAUUUAUUUUUUUGUUAGCUGUCGUACGCCCAAUUUAAUCUUGAAUAUUUUGAGAAUCUCAGGGUAUGCAUUUCCAUAUUAAUUUCAUGUGUACGUGUCUGAGUGUACACGUAAUAAUCGAACUCGUUGUUAUGUAACUUUAUUUCAAUAAAAAAAAACCAAUCUUAAGAACUCGA